AUGGAAUGUGCCCAAGAAGAAUUAAAGAAAAUCCUUAAAAAAUGUCAAACUAAAAAGGUUGAUAUAAAAAAGUUGCAAAUAAUUGACACAUUCUUAACAGAAUAUAAAAAGCCAAAAACUAGAAAACAAACAUACUGUAAAGUAGUAAUCAUUUUAUGUUUAGUGGCUUAUGCAGUGCAUUAUUAUUUCAGUGAUUUGAGUUCUAAGCGCUGUUCCUUGAUAAUGCCCCAACUGGUACGUUACGCAUUUCGUCCUCCGGAAAAUUGUAAUUUUUGCCAAAAUGUUGAUCAUAUAGCUCGUGUUAGUGCUAUAUCAUCCCAAGAGUUUGCUGAACGAUAUGCCUACUCAGCUACUCCUGUUAUAGUGGAAGAUGCCACUCAAAAUUGGACAGCUUUGGAAAAAUUUAACUAUUGGUAUUUUCGCGACAUUUACAAUAAUGCCAAAAGAAAACAGAAAAUCUUAGAUUGCCAAUUUCUCCCCUAUAAGACGGGCUUUCAUGAUUUGUUUGAGGCUUUAGAUAUGCCCCGACAAAGAGUGGAUUUUCUGGAGGGUCAUCAGGAGAAACCUUGGUAUUUUGGUUGGAGUAAUUGCAAUCCCGAAACAGCAGAGGAAUUUCGCCGUCAUUAUGGUCGUCCAUAUUUUUUGCCCGAGACUUCAGAGAAUAAUGCUGUAGAUUGGUUUUUUAUUGGCACUAGUGGUUUGGGUGCUCAUAUGCAUAUCGAUAAUGUACGCCUACCCUCCUGGCAGGCCCAAUUGUCGGGCAGCAAACUUUGGCUAUUGGCUCCACCACCCGAAUGUUAUUUUCAAUGUAAAUCAUUUGAUGCCAUAGUCAAAAAGGGUGAUGUCAUUGUUUUAGACACCAACAAGUGGUAUCAUCAAACUUUUGUACAACCUGGCGAUAUAAGUUUGACCAUAGGUGCGGAAUAUGAUUAAAACGAAGCAUAAAAUAAUGAAAUGUA
Calliphora vicina (urban bluebottle blowfly) is the source of this 959-nucleotide messenger RNA. Its product is annotated as bifunctional arginine demethylase and lysyl-hydroxylase psr-1. Gene Ontology annotation, molecular function: 2-oxoglutarate-dependent dioxygenase activity. NCBI's taxonomy places the organism in Eukaryota, Metazoa, Arthropoda, Insecta, Diptera, Calliphoridae. The coding region runs from base 1 to 933 and encodes 310 amino acids. The record is from RefSeq and is a predicted model, not a curated record. The transcript has 5 exons.